Penicillium olsonii is the source of this 852-nucleotide messenger RNA. The record is from the annotation of a GenBank genome assembly. Lineage: Eukaryota; Fungi; Ascomycota; Eurotiomycetes; Eurotiales; Aspergillaceae.
AUGAUACUCUUAAAUCCCAAUUCUACUGAAUCCUCCACUCGUGUAUACUCCACCGACUCCAAACACGAUUCUGCCCGCGUCGCGUCUUUCCGCCCCAGAACAACACUCUUCACCCAUCAACCCGAUAAGCUGGAAAUCAUGGCCUCCGGGCAACCAUUUGCGUCGCGCUCCUACGCCGGCACCAAGCUCCCCGAGCGCUCCGUCAACAAUGCCAUGCCCUUCAGCGCCUCCUCAUUCUCACGACACCGCCUGAACGCCCCUCAAGACUUCCCCGAAAAACAACAACCACCAGCAAACGCCCAGUCCCACGGCCCAGCGCAGGACGCAAACCCUCUAAACAGGCUUACAGAGGAACAGCGCGAGGAAAUCAACGAAGCCUUCACACUCUUCGACCUCGAUCGCGACCGCCACCUAGAUUACCAUGAGCUCCGCGUGGCAUUCCGCGCUCUAGGCUUCACACUUAGUAAACAAGAGCUCAUCUCCUUGCUUACGACCUACGGAGUCCCAAGACCCCAAGUCCAACAAGCGAAUGGUGCACCAGCAUCGAACAAGGGACCUGUUUCGAACCCGCAACACCCGUCCAAUCUGCUUAUGCCGCUUUCGUCCUUCCAGGCCGUGACUGCGUUGAAGAUUCUGGAGCGGGAUCCGAGGGAUGAGAUCCUCCGCGCUUUUGAGCUCUUCGAUGAGGGCGCCAAGGGAUAUAUUGAUUUAGAGGAUUUGAGGCGCGUUGCCCGUGAGUUGGGCGAGACAGGGCUCGAGGAGGAGGAGCUUAGGGCUAUGAUUGAGGAGUUUGAUUUGGAGGGUGCGGGUGGUGUUACUCGUGAGGCGUUUGUGGGAAUUUGUUGGCAAUGA